Molecule: messenger RNA, 2219 nt
Organism: Eurytemora carolleeae
Lineage: Eukaryota; Metazoa; Arthropoda; Copepoda; Calanoida; Temoridae
Product: DNA-directed RNA polymerase II subunit 1
Exons: 4
Coding region: 138-1451 (437 amino acids)
Biological process (GO): developmental process; regulation of transcription by RNA polymerase II
Molecular function (GO): DNA-binding transcription factor activity, RNA polymerase II-specific; RNA polymerase II transcription regulatory region sequence-specific DNA binding; protein dimerization activity
Source: RefSeq, a predicted model, not a curated record
UCUAAAUCAGUUACUGGUUGACACUCAACCCACGCACACUUCUCUCUCUGCGCGCACAUUGGAUAGUACACCGCGCGCAUCAAACUUUUAAGAUCUAGAACAUGAAAUAAAUGGAGUAAGAAGAUAAAAAUUUAAAAAUGUCGGUUAGAGUUUGCAAAAACAGCCAGGAAACUAAAAUAAGAACAAUACAUCCCAAGGAUGAGAAAAAAAUGAAGAGAGGAAUGAUUUUUCAUCCAACAUUAGGUUACGCAAUUCCUCCGCCAAUUCCAGUGUCCGUAGCACGGCGGAAUGCAAGAGAAAGAAGUCGGGUGAAGACGGUUAACGGCGGUUUUGAAUGUUUACGCCAACAUGUCCCCGCCGCCGCCAGAGCUAAGAAAAUAUCAAAGGUUGAUAUAUUGAAGCACUCUGUAUCAUAUAUUCGAAACCUACAAAAUAUUCUGGAUGGAUAUCAGAGUUUUACAAGUAAUCUAAGCUCAACGAAGGAACAUUCCUCCGACAGAAACUCUGGGAAAGGAUCGGACUCAGACCCUUCUAGUUCUCUCGGAGAAGCGCUCAGCGCUGCGGACAUAUUUGCAUCCUUAGAGGAGUCCUGGACAGAGGAGAAUACUAGAUCUCCUUCUCCUGCUCUCUCAUCCUCAUCAUCUGCUCCUUUUCUUACACAAACCUUAAUGUCUUCUCUCCCAUCCAACCUGACCCUGACCUCCCCUACUCCCCUGGCACAAGGAUACGAACCCUCCUCUGAACCCACAACACCAACCUCUCCUGACGCCUCCAUGUUUGAAUGUGAAAGUGGUUAUGGUAGUCCAACCAUCUAUGCUUCUCCGUCCUACCACCAGUCUCCGACAUAUACCCGGAGUAAUUCCGUCCUUUCGACCCAAUUGAGAAGUUCCCAAUCCUUUUCAGCAAUUUCUCCGGCUCUUGCAACUCGACCCAUCAGUGGACGAAACUCAUGUGAGUUUCAACAAAACUCUGGCCUUAAUCAAAACUCUCCGUCUUAUUAUCAAAACUCUAACGCCUACGGAUUAAACUGCAAUCUCGGAGAUAAAUCCUACUCCAGUAUCCAACUCCACCCUUCAACAAGCUCCAUUUCUCCAGCUCCAUAUAAUGGGAUGGAGACGAACCCUUCAAAAACGUAUCCAGGACAAUCCAACUAUAAAACAAGUGCUCUACCAUUGAACAAACAUUUCCGGAGCAAUACCUUGGAUAACUCCAUCCGUCUUCCAGUCUCAUCUGUAAACUGCAAUCAACCUUCUCCCCUCCUUCCAUCCUCACUUCCCCCUACCUCCUCCCCUCUUCAUCCCCCCUCUUCUCUUCAUCUCCCCCCUCCCCUUCAUCUACCUGCCCCCCUUCCAUCCCAUCUCCCCCACAAGCGCCCAUCCUUACAAUUAGAGGGACUAGAGGUAGACGAGGAUGAUUUAUUGGACGCUAUUGCAGAGUGGCAGCAGUCUUGAUUUAAACUUAACCUGAACCAGACUCCAAGAAAGACAUCGAAAGUAGAUGAGAAGAUUUAAGAAGAAGAUUAAAAAAGAACAAAAAUGACGGAAAACUAUCAGUAUACUUGCCCAUUUGUUCAACUACCUCAACCAGCCAUCCUUUCAAUUCGUAAUAACAAACCAUUUUCCUUUCUUCCUUCCUUUCAACUCGAAAUAACAAACCAUCUUCCUUCCUUCCUUUCAAUUCGUAGUAACAAACCAUCUUCCUUUCUUCCUUCCUUUCAAAUCGAAAUAACAAACCAUCUUCUUUUCUCUCUUCACUACAGUUCAGAAUAACAAACCAUCUUCCUUUCUUCCUCCUUUCAACUCAGAAUAACAAAUCAUCUUCCUUUCUUCCUUUUUUUUCAAUUCAUGAUAACAAACCAUUCCCCUUCCUUUCUCUUAAUUCAUGAUAACAAAUCAUCUUCCUUUCUUCCUUCAUUGUUUAACCACCUUUUACUAUUACUUUCUGUCCUUCCCUUUUUCUUUCCUUCUGUAAAAUAAUAAACCACCUUUCUUUCUUCCAUCGGUUUUUUUUAAAUAGCAAAAAGUUUUUUAUGGCAAUAAUUUAUACAUACCUCAUGUUCAAUAGUUUAAAAAACAGGAUUUAAAAAAGACAAUUAAGUGAUAUUGAAUGACAUGAAAAAUCUGAUUUUCCUGAAUGACGUUAUACAUACCUCAUUUUAAAUAAAAAAAGACAUUUAAUGAUAUGAAUGACAAUAAACAAUAAACAAGAAGCAACUACUC